AUGAGUGAAGAGAUUGCUAAGACGAAGGUGUGUUGUCCAUGCCGUGUCAUUGAGGUGAACUUUAGUGAAAAGGUGCUUUGUGUGGAACAAGAGCUUCAAAACCUUAAAGAGGAGCAUGAAGGUUUCAGUAGGAGCAUCUUCAAGGAGAUCGAGUCUAUGCAACAAGAUUUGAUCCAGCGUUUUAUUGAUGCAAAUUAUCGUAUGGAUGCAACGAAGGAUUCUGCGUGUGUUGCUAAGAAUUGGAGUGUGCUAUACUUGCAUAAUCCAAAUGGAAGUGAGCAUACUUGGUAUGAUUUUAAAGAGACAAUAUACAAUAGGUUUUGGAAUAGUGACAUUGCUUAUGAAAUCCAAACUGAUUUGUGUGAACUUGUUCAAGAUGACAUGGAUGUUGAGUCUUAUAUUGCUAAAUUUGAGGAGUUGUGCUUGAAUAGUGAUAGUAAUGACUUGAAUGAAGUGUUAGUUGUGAGAUUCUUGAAUGGCUUGAAUUCUUGUUAUAAAGAUGAUGUAUCUUUGAUGAAAGAGAAUGAUUUAUAUUGUGCUUUUCAAAGAGUUGUGUUGUUGGAGUUGCGUGUGAUAGAUUGGGUUGAUAAUUUGAUUGUAGCUAUUGAUGGGGGUAGUAGCAUCAAUUGUAUAAGUGAAGAGUUUGUUAGAGUUAAUCACUUGCAGGUGAAAUACUUAAGUAAACCUUACAAAGUGCGUUGGUUGCAUGGUGGAAUGGAAUUGAGCGUUACUCAUAGUGCUAAGGUGGAUCUUCGCAUUGGGGAUCUUGUUUCGAAGUUAUCACCAACACCUUCUAGUGGGAACAUUGAGGUUGAAGAAGAAUUGCUUAGUGAAGAUCAAGGGUUGGAAGAAUCUAAUGAAGACUUUGCUAAUCAUUGGAGUGAUUCAAGUGAUGAAGAUUCAAGUGAUAUCCAAGAGGUUGAUGCAUGUGAGUUUGUUCCAAAGAUCAAGCGUUUUGAAGAGAUUGAAGAUGCACAUUCAAGUGUGUAG
Oldenlandia corymbosa var. corymbosa is the source of this 990-nucleotide messenger RNA. Lineage: Eukaryota; Viridiplantae; Streptophyta; Magnoliopsida; Gentianales; Rubiaceae. The record is from the annotation of a GenBank genome assembly.